CGCCGGCAGCGCCCAGGCUCGGCGGGCGGGAGACGCGCGGGCGGGCGCAGCGCCGGGAGCACGAGCGCCGCUGGAGCCGGGGCCAGGUGGACAGAUCCUCCGUCCACAUGGCUCAGUAGAGAAUGAAGCCCAAUCCAGCAGGCUCCUCCCCAGAGGCCUGCAAAGCUGCAAGCCAGGGCGAGAAGAGCUGCCCUGUGUGCCAGGCCUGGGGAGGGGUGUCAGGCCUAGGGUCUGAGCCAGGGCCUGGUGCUGCUUCGGGACCUGGGCCAAGGCCUGGUGCUGUGGCUGGACCUGGGCUGGGGCCUGGUACUAUGGCUGGACCAGGGCCAGAGCCUGGUGCUGUGGCUGGACCUAAGCCGGGGCCUGGUGCCACUUCGGGACCUGGGCCAGGGCCUGGUGCUGCUUCAGGACCUAAGCCGGGGCCUGGCACUGUGGGACCUGGGCCUGGUGCUGCUUCAGGACCUAAGCCGGGGCCUGGCACUGUGGGAGCUGGGCCUGGUGCUGCUUCGGGACCUGGACCAGGGCCUGGUGCUGUCGCUGGACCUAAGCCUGGGCCUGGUGCUGUGGCUGGACCUAAGCUGGGGCCUGGUGCUGUAGCUGGGCCGGGGCCAGGGCCUGGUGCUGUUCCGGGGCCAGGUGUAGCUCUAGAACCUGGACCAGGGCCUGGUACUGUGUCCAGACCUGGGCCGAUGCCUGCUGUUGCUUCAGUACCUGGACCAGGCGUGGGGCCUGGGCCACGAGCUGGGUCAGUACCCGGGCCAGGAGCUGUGCCAUUGCCUGGGCCAGGGGCAGGGCCUGGGACUGGACCCAAACCCAGUGAGCCAAUGACAGCUCCACCACCAGCACCACAGAAGACAACUCAACCCGCACCUGUUCAGGCCCCUAGGCAGAAGGUUCUGGUGACCGGAGGAGGAGGCUACCUGGGCUUUAGCCUGGGUUCCAGCCUGGCCAAGAGUGGCACUUCUGUCAUCCUGCUUGACCUCCGAAGACCCCAGUGGGAGCUGUUGCCAGGGACCGAGUUCAUCCAGGCUGACGUCCGAGAUGAAGAAGCCCUGCUCCGCGCCUUUGAAGGGGUGGACUGUGUCUUCCACGUGGCCUCCUACGGAAUGUCCGGAGCCGAGAAGCUGCAAAAAAAGCAGAUUGAGUCUAUAAAUGUUGGCGGCACCAAACUAGUGAUCGAUGUUUGUGUCCGCCGGAGGGUUCCAAGACUUGUCUACACCAGCACCGUCAAUGUCGCUUUCGGAGGGAAGGCCAUAGAACAGGGCGAUGAGGACUCUGUACCAUAUUUCCCACUGGAGAAGCACAUGGACGACUACUCCCGAACCAAAGCCAUCGCUGACCAGUUGAUCCUCACGGCCAACGGAACGCCUCUCCCAGGAGGAGGCACUCUGCGGACGUGUGUGCUCCGGCCCCCAGGAAUCUAUGGGCCUGAAGAGCAGAGGCACCUGCCCCGCGUGGCGAGCCACAUCAAAAAGAGGCUGUUCAUGUUCCGAUUUGGGGACCGCGGGACGCGGAUGAACUGGGUCCACGUGCACAAUCUGGUGCAGGCGCAUGUGCUGGCAGCCGAGGCCCUCACCGUCGCCAAGGGCUACGUGGCUAGCGGGCAGGCGUACUAUAUCAAUGAUGGGGAAAGCGUCAACCUCUUUGAGUGGAUGGCCCCGCUGUUUGAGAAGCUGGGGUACAGCCAACCCUGGAUCCAGGUGCCUACUUCCUGGGUUUACCUGACAGCCACGGUGAUGGAGUACCUCCACCUGGCCCUGAGGCCCAUCUGCUGCGUCCCACCGCUGCUUACCCGCAGUGAGGUGCACAGCAUGACCGUGACACACACCUUCCAGAUCGCCAAGGCCCGCGCCCAGCUUGGCUACAAGCCGGACAAGUUCAGCUUCGCCGACGCGGUGGAACAUUACGUGCAGUCCACGACCUGGAGGCCUCACGGCUCCACUGCGCGCACGCUCCUGCGGCUGCUGCUCGGGCUGCUGUUGCUCCUCGGCCUACUUGCCCUCGCCCUGCACUUCCUAAACCUGCAGCCGUCGGUCUUCUGAACGUUCGCCGCAGGACAGUCACUGUCCCUACCUCAUCCUCCUGCCUUGGACCCGCCCCCGCCCCGCCCCCAGGCUUGAACCCACCCCCUGAGUCCCGCCCUGGCCCUG
Messenger RNA from Hipposideros armiger (great roundleaf bat), 2150 nucleotides. It is a transcript of the gene SDR42E2, whose product is annotated as short chain dehydrogenase/reductase family 42E, member 2. The transcript is spliced from 13 exons. Bases 123 to 2042 code for a protein of 639 amino acids. The record is from RefSeq and is a predicted model, not a curated record. Lineage: Eukaryota; Metazoa; Chordata; Mammalia; Chiroptera; Hipposideridae. Gene Ontology annotation, molecular function: oxidoreductase activity, acting on the CH-OH group of donors, NAD or NADP as acceptor. Gene Ontology annotation, biological process: steroid biosynthetic process.